CGUCAUACAUAAUCACGAGAUUUUGUGAAGUGAUAAAAUUGAAAACAGAGGUCAUUAUUAAAUAAAACUAAACCAUAUGAACUGAAAAUUCUUAAGAAAGAUAGAGAAAAUGUUGUUAAUGUUAAAUAUUGCUGUAUAACAUUGAAAUUAUCAAUUGGAUUCUAAAUGUCAGUGACUGAAACAUGAACUCGAAAUCAUAAAACAUUUUCAUUUAUAAUAAAAAAUGGAUAUAAAUAAUUUGCCUUUGGAAACAUUUGUUGAAAUACUGAAGAGAACCGAUGGAUACAGUGUAGGAAAGUGUCGACGAGUGUGUAAACAGUGGAAAGAGAUCAUUGACGUGACGAGCCUACUGUGGCAAGAGUUUUGCAGGAAAGACUUCAAACAUGCGUCUACAAUCGCCAAAAGGAAAGUCGGCGACGAUGUCCAGUGGUACCACAUCUACAAAAACCUAACAAUGUGGUCAACAAAAACAUCGGAUGUCGAUAAAGAAUUACGAGAGUUUUUCAAGUUCAAUGAAGAGGAUACUUUGCAUGCUCUCGAGACGGAUUAUAAUCUAUUACCUCUGCGGGAUAAUCGAGGAUUCGUUCUUUAUGAAAUUACUACAUUGAAGUACCUACCAGUUGCAGUACCAGAGAAACACUGCCUAAAAAUCUCGCACAACACCUGUGCAUCAGCAAUUUUAACAAAAUCUGGUUUAUACCUGCAACGGUCUGUUGAGAAUCCAGCCCACACUUCCGAAGCAUUCUUCCAAGCAGACAAUUUCAUCCUGACCAAAGAUGCACUGUACUUCUACAAAGACCGUGAUGUUUUUAAAUGUCUACUAACUUUAGAAAAAAUACCAUUGAAACUUAUACUUAGAUGUGAUUAUGAUAUCAAAGAAAUGAAAGUUAGUGAUGAUAUAGUUUAUAUAUUUACUAGAUGUGGUAAAAUUGUAACCAUAAGUAAUGACAAGAAUUUGUCUGUAAAGCCGAUAAAUAUCCCAGUUGAGUGGAUACAACACAUAAAACACAUCUGUGCAUUAGAUGAUAAGAACUUCAUAUGUUAUUCGCGCCGUCUUUUCAAAAUAGAAACUGACAAAUACCAACAUUUGUACCUGGAUUUUCCACCAAUCAGUGCUUUGUUUUUCUAUAGUGACUUCGUAAUUAUUGGCACGACUACGUCUGAAAUACUGUUGUAUAGAUUAUUUUGCCAGGAAAGGAAUACAAAGCCGUCUUUUGAAGUUCUAGCUACACUGCCUGAUGGAAAAUAUGCUGUACAUUUGGAUAUUUGUGAGAGGAAAACAGGACCAUUAAUCAUAAUCGGAACACAUCUUGAAAUUAUACUUCUGGAUUUAGAGUUCUUUCCACAUGAAACACCAGGCAAAAUAUCAUUUCCUCCAAACAAACUUGCCAUGUACAAAAGGAUGUUGAAAUUAAGGGACAGAUUGAAAGCAAAACAAUAAUGUGUAGCAGAAACACUUGUGAGAUAAAAUUCUUGUAGAUCCUGGUCCAGAUUUUGCGCUUGGUAUCAAAGCCAAUCAGGAGCAGGAACCUUCCGCGUGGGAUCUCAAAUAAGUUCGCAAUUUGUGUCGUUCUUAGGUGUCUAUGGAUGCUAACAACGAUAAAAAAUAGGCGUGCAUGGCGACAUAAUUAUUGCGCCUACAAAAUGCACGAUAAUUAUUAAAAAAAAAACAUAAAAAUAUGUUUGCCUAGUUGUUCUCCUAUUGUCAGCCUUUAAUUACGGUCCUGGUGAAAGAUCUUUUCAAGACAAGUUUAUGCAGUCUCGCCCAUAAUUCCUAUCGUGGUUGGCAGAACUAGAACUCAUCAGUUAGACAACCAGCUGAAUUACAUUAAAACCCUUUACAAAUUGUUUUUGUUCCUAAGCUUAAGUAUUUAAUUGGAGUAUACAUAAAUUGCCUAUAUACGUCGCACUGCUGGGCACAGGCCUCCCCUCAAUCAAACGGAGGGGGUAUGGAGCAUACUCCACCACGCUGCUCCACUGCGGGUUGGUGGAGGUGUUUUUACGGCUAAUAGCCGGGACCAACGGCUUAACGUGCCCUCCGAAGCACGGAAUCAUCUUACUUUUUCGGACAAUCAGGUGAUUCAAGCCUGAAAAGUCCUUACCAAACAGGACAGUCUCACAAAGUGAUUUCGACAAUGUCCCCAUCGGGAAUCGAACCCGGACCUCCAGAUCGUGAGCCUAACGCUCUAACCACUAGACCACGGAGGCUGUUGAUUUAAUUGGUGUAUUUAUUGUCAAAUAACUUUAAAAGAAAGAUGUUUUUAAUUUAUUGUUCUAGGUAUCUUAUUCCUUGUAAAUUAUGUGCAAAUGUGAUUUUUGUGAGUAAAACAGUCUAUAGGUAUUGUUAAUUGAGAUUGGGUCUUCAUAGUUUAUAGGGAAAUAAAUUAUUAACUUUUAAUAA
Pectinophora gossypiella (pink bollworm) is the source of this 2401-nucleotide messenger RNA. RefSeq lists its product as uncharacterized. The record is from RefSeq and is a predicted model, not a curated record. NCBI's taxonomy places the organism in Eukaryota, Metazoa, Arthropoda, Insecta, Lepidoptera, Gelechiidae. Bases 224 to 1441 code for a protein of 405 amino acids. Gene Ontology annotation, molecular function: protein binding. The transcript has 2 exons.